Molecule: messenger RNA, 935 nt
Organism: Scaptodrosophila lebanonensis
Lineage: Eukaryota; Metazoa; Arthropoda; Insecta; Diptera; Drosophilidae
Gene: HP1c
Product: chromobox protein homolog 1
Exons: 1
Coding region: 59-763 (234 amino acids)
Biological process (GO): negative regulation of transcription by RNA polymerase II; chromatin organization
Cellular component (GO): nucleus; pericentric heterochromatin
Molecular function (GO): chromatin binding
Source: RefSeq, a predicted model, not a curated record
ACAAUAAAAUUGACAUUGUUUUGGGGUGCAACUACAAGUAUAUUAAAGAAUAUAAAAUAUGGUUAAAAACGAGCCCAAUUUUGUGGUGGAGCGCAUUAUUGACAAGCGUAUCACUGCCGAUGGUAAAGUAGAAUACUAUAUAAAGUGGCGUGGAUAUCCUUCGGCUGACAAUACUUGGGAGCCUGAGGAAAACUGCGACUGCCCAGCCCUAAUACAAAGGUUCGAGGAGUCGCGAGCCAAGUCGAAGAAGCGUGGCGAAAAAAAACCAAAAUGUGAAGAAAUAAUAAAGCCUCGCGGCUAUGAAAGAUGCCUAGAGCUGGCCGAAAUUAUGGGCGCCACGGACGUAAGCGGCGAUAUUAAGUACUUGGUCCGGUGGAUGAAUUGCGACGAAUUCGAUUUAGUCGCCAGCGCAGAGGUGUCUGAAAAAGACCCACAGAUGUUGAUCGAAUACUAUCAGAAGAUGGCUCCGUACAACAGUUAUAUUGACAAGCGGAUGCGCGGGGUUCCCGAGGAAAUACGCGUAAUAGCUGCUCAAACUGGUUACGCUGUGGUGUGUCCUGCCAACGAGCCCGUCGAGCCUGUCGCUGAGCCCUCCCUUACCAAUUUGGACAACAGUCAGUUGGUUGAGCAGCCACAACUAAAGAUGGCAGAGCAGAAAAACGAUGAUGUAGACACGGCAAUGGAUACCGUGGGCGUUUCGUAUUCAAUAACUGUGCCAGGAGUCGGAAAUAUUCCUAUUGAUGUACCCAUGGGAGAUGAAUAAGAUCGAACAGUUGUAAACAAUAAAUUUUUAAUCACUAGCAUUUAUGUAAUUAAAAUCUAAUUUAUAUUUAAGUGUCCAUUGUACUCGUCCAAGUUAAUGUCACCCAGUUGACCAGUGCGGAAGAAACUAAUGAACUUUCGUGCUGCUGCCAAUAAAUUUGUCAUCACUUCUA